This is a messenger RNA of Aegilops tauschii subsp. strangulata, 327 nucleotides long. Lineage: Eukaryota; Viridiplantae; Streptophyta; Magnoliopsida; Poales; Poaceae. The record is from RefSeq and is a predicted model, not a curated record.
AUGGCCGACUAUCCAUCCACGGACUACAGCGACGAGGAUUGUGAUGGCUACGUCCCACAGGGGGACCGUACGUCGAUGAGCUCCGACGACGACGACGACGGAGACUACUCGGAAGAUACCCAGACCGAGACCGAGGCGUACUCCUACGAGGAGGAGGAGUUCUACGACUACGAGUACGAGUACGAAGAAGCCAAGGACCGCUACCUCAACGCUUCCUUCGAGAUAUUCGACGACGAGUUCUACGCCGACGAUGAGAAGGAUGACGAUGACGAUGACGAUGAUGAUGAUGGCGCGCAACCGCCAUCGAAGAGGGCGAAGAGGCAGUAG